AUGAGCUUCUCAGAUCUUUGCCUUCCAUCAGAAUCGGAGCUCGAGCUUAAUCAGCCUGUCCCUUUCUCUGUCCGCUUCAGCCAAGACUUGGUCCAGGUCACGCGACAGAAGCUCCAUCUUGCUCGCUUCCCGUUCGAGCAGAGCGACUUCGGUCCUGUAAAUUGGGCGCAGGGUGCAAAGGUGGCCGAGGUAAAUCGGCUGGCCCACUACUGGCGCGACAAGUACGACUGGGAAAAGCAAGAGAAAUACCUCAAUGACACGUUCAAUCAUUAUCUAGUGAAGCUUCAAGUGCCAGGCUACGGACCGCUGGUCUUGCACUACACGCAUGCGAAGUCAUCUAGCCCCCACGCGGUUCCCCUUCUCUUCUCGCAUGGCUGGCCGGGUUCUUUUGUGGAAGCAUCCAAAGUAGUCAUUCCUCUAAGCAGACCAGAAAAGUCGACCGAACCGUCCUUCCAUCUCGUGGCGCCCUCUAUCCCGGGAUUCGGCUUCUCUCCUGCGCCGACAAAGUCAGGAGUAGGUCCAGAGGUCGUGGCCCGGGCAUACAAGAUCCUCAUGACCGAGGUGCUCAACUACAAGUGGUUUGUGACCCAGGGCGGCGACUUUGGAUCCUUCAUCACCAGAUCGAUAGCCAUCCAGUUCCCGGGCAUCGUUCGUGCUCAGCACCUGAACAUGUUCCCUGUGCCACCUCCCACUCUGCGCUCAGCACCUGUCGCUUACCUACGCUGGUGCCUUUCUUCCCUCUUCUACUCCGAAUUCGAGCGGGAGGCUGUGCGCGUGAGGAAGAAUUUCGAGAUCGACCAGAGCGGCUAUCUAGAACAACAGAAAACCAGACCUCAGACUCUAGGAUUCGCUCUGGGCGAUUCCCCAAUUGGUCUGCUCGCCUGGUUCGUCGAAAAGUUCCACGACUGGGGUCAUGUCGACGGAGCCUUUGACCCUGACACAAUUAUAACCCUAGUCGUCAUGCAUUGGAUCCAAGGGGCGACGCCCGGCCUGAGGUUUUACCGCGAAGCUUUUGGUUCUCGCCGAGAGGCCGAGAGAACUUUUGAGACCUAUGUUGAUUGCCCCACUGGCGUCAGUAUGUAUGCGAGAGAACAGCUACAUUGCCCUAAGGACUGGGCUCAGCAGGCUGCCAAUAUCCAGUACUGGAAAGAGUAUGAAGUCGGGGGCCAUUUCUCAUCUCUGGAGUGUCCAGACGUGUUUGUUCAGGAUAUGAGAACAUUCUUCACUUCAAAGUCUGUACAAAAGUCAAUCAAGGCUACAGGAGGGAAGCUAUAG
This is a messenger RNA of Fusarium mangiferae, 1275 nucleotides long. Its product is annotated as putative hydrolases or acyltransferases (alpha/beta hydrolase superfamily). The record is from RefSeq and is a predicted model, not a curated record. Gene Ontology annotation, molecular function: epoxide hydrolase activity. Bases 1 to 1275 code for a protein of 424 amino acids. Gene Ontology annotation, biological process: epoxide metabolic process. Lineage: Eukaryota; Fungi; Ascomycota; Sordariomycetes; Hypocreales; Nectriaceae. The transcript has 3 exons.